Molecule: messenger RNA, 624 nt
Organism: Fusarium sp. VM40
Lineage: Eukaryota; Fungi; Ascomycota; Sordariomycetes; Hypocreales; Nectriaceae
Source: the annotation of a GenBank genome assembly
AUGUCUAGCCAAGCUACCAACACCAACGUGCCCACUGCCCCUCCCGGCAUGCCCAACCCUGGCCUGAACAACCCCUUCAGUGUCUACGUCCCCCUCGUCUUCGACGGAGACCACUUCCUGUACGCCAGACGCAACAUGGUGGCCCUGCGUUUCGGUAUUCCUAUCCAGCUUACUGAGGUCAUGGAAGACGGCAUCAUUCCCAUCCCUGGUCUUGACAAGCGUGAGGCUCACAUGUUCCUCCACUGGAUCAACUACGGUCAGUUUCGACUUAUGCCGACCCGGGAUGGACAGAACGAUGCAGAGAAGCGCAAGUGCUUCAUGAUCGAGUGUAUCUCCCUUUACGGCGUCGCCAUGCGUUACGACCUCCAGGACCUUGCCCGCAUCGCCCUCGCCCACUUCUCCCACCUUGGCGACCAGAUUGGUGUGAAGAAUGUUCUCAUCAUGUUCUCUGACUACGCCUAUGCCGGCGAGGGAGGAGAGACUUGCAUUGUUGAGUACACCCUUCGACGUUGCCCCAUGGGACAGAGUGGAUUUCUCCGAGUCCCUCAUGUGUUCCAGGUUCGCGAGAGCUACGGUAUGGAGCACACCAUUGCCAGCGUUCUUCUGCAGCUGGAGGUUGUCUAA